Molecule: messenger RNA, 2058 nt
Organism: Symbiodinium pilosum
Lineage: Eukaryota; Dinophyceae; Suessiales; Symbiodiniaceae
Source: the annotation of a GenBank genome assembly
AUGAAGGUCAGAUGGAUAGACGAACAUGGAGAGGAGCAGACGUGGAACUCCUGGGAAGAUGCCCUUUGUGGACGCUUCGGGGCCACAAAGAUCCUCCCCGCUGGCAGCACAGAGAUUCAGGUUCGCUUCCGUUCUCAGCCUGGUGGUCGAAAGGUGCAUGGUGUUGACCGACGGAAUCGCUCCGCUUGGACACGCCAGGGAGAAGAGGUCAUUGAACUGCGUCCCAGUGGCUUGGACGAGGUCAGCGGCAGAGGCGUGGAUGCCUGGUUCGAGAUACGGGGUCCGAUAACGCACCAUGUCUGGCGCGCAUGGAAUUCCUGCAACGAAGGCAUGCCUGAAAGUUGGGAAUGGUGGCCGGAUUUUCCCGAAGAGCGCCGUGCUGCCCCUCCGGCCACACUGCAGGCAGCAGAUGCUGCUGCUCCUUGGCCGGGCUUAGCAGAGAUGUCGCCAACAUCUGCUUCAUCCGAUGAAGCAACCUGUGCCAGCGCUGUCACAGGUGCCAUGUCGAGGCUUGUCGCGGCAGCUGCUGUGCUGCUGGCUGUGCGCCGACGAACGUUGAGGACACUUGAAGAGCUCAACGGGCAAAUAACAAAGCAGAGCCUGGUGGUACAGAGCUGCAUGGCUGCAAUCUGUCGCAAGAUUAUCGUACGAGUAGGUCGCCUCUUUCGGAUCUCUCUUCGUGGCGCCUCCAUUGACGAUUGUUGCUUGGAUGUCGCACAGGCUCCACCAUCUUCAUCCCAUGAGCAGCUGUGGGCUGUGAACCUGCGAAGCUCAGCUGAGGCUUUGGGUGCUGGCAGCGCAGCUGCUGGCGUCGGGAUGCCGUGGUUGAAGCUGUGCCUUCGAAGCAGGGAGAAGGGGCGAAGCUUGGCAAAGCUCAUGGAGACUGACGUGAGUGAGCAGCUUGCGUUCGAGUCUGUGGAGUCCGAGCUCCGCUGCGCGCUCAGUUCCGCUGCGGCGCGCCGUCGCUCGUCCCCGCGUCGCCACACUGGCCGCGCGUUGGCAGUUUAUACGCAGACGGCGAACCUCAUGCUCGUACGGUCGGCCAAGUACGUCACGCUGACGCAGGCUGGUACGGAAACCAUGCUGAUCGCUGGCCGUGUGCUUGGCGGCCUGGGCGCUGGCUUGGCCGUGGGCGUGGCUGUGCAUGGCUGGUCUACUACCAAGCCCAUGCAGAAGCUGGUCCAGGAGAAGAUAGCUGAAGUCGAGCGCUCCAUUGAAUACCUCGAUGGGGUGCAUCAGCGCAUUUCUGGCGCUCUUCGCUGUCCUUGCUGUGAGGAGCCUCUGCGGCUGGGCGCCUCGUCUGCGCUGCGGCGCUGCCCGCAGUUUCACUGCUUCCACGCUGCCUGCGUUGGGGAGGACGGCAGCUGCCCACUCUGCGCCACCUCGGUGAGCGAUUUGCGGUCUUCUGAGCAGCUUCCGGCACUGCUGGGCCUGGUGGGACUGCGUGAUCUGUGUGCGUUGACAGUGGACUCCAUCACGGUUCGAAAAGGUGCCGAACUUGUGCAGCGUCUCGGGGGCCGCAUGGACGAAGUUCGACGGCUCAUCUCCGGGGUGCAGAAGGAGACUGAUGAGGGGAGCUGCCAGCAGGGCGAAGAGACGCCCAGCAGCCGACGCCGUCAGGAACAGGCUCUGCAUGAGGAUGCGGAUACGCACGAGGCCUGGCAAGAAGCGCUGGCUCAGCGGAGCCCUGCCGACCUGCAAGCUGAGGAGCUGGAAGCUCUGCUUCUAGGGCGCCGUGGGAUGCCUCUGAAGUACCGCCACCUCCUUUGGCCAGAGCUGCUGUCAGGACCUAAGACAAGCUCGGGUUCAGUCGAGGCACUAGCUGUGGCUGAGCUUCCCCAAAAGGUGUUGGAGCAGAUCGAUGCGGACGUUCCGCGCACCAGGCGCGAUUUGGUUUCCCCGGAGCGUCGAGAUGCGCUGCGUCGUGUUCUCCGGGCUGUGGCGGCGAAGCGGCCCAGUGUGGGUUACGCGCAGGGCAUGAAUCAGCUUGCUGCAGUGUUGCUCAAGCUUGGAUUCGAUGAAGACAAAUCAUGUUGGAUGAUGGAUGCCAUCAUGGAG